Molecule: messenger RNA, 1524 nt
Organism: Pseudovirgaria hyperparasitica
Lineage: Eukaryota; Fungi; Ascomycota; Dothideomycetes; Acrospermales; Acrospermaceae
Product: MFS general substrate transporter
Exons: 3
Coding region: 1-1524 (507 amino acids)
Biological process (GO): transmembrane transport
Cellular component (GO): membrane
Molecular function (GO): transmembrane transporter activity
Source: RefSeq, a predicted model, not a curated record
AUGGCAUCAGCAGAGAAGCAAGAGCUAGGAUCGCAGGGACUAGGCGAUGCAAAAGAUACCACGCUGAAUUCCGGUUCGCCAGGCACAGACUCUGAUAUUGAAGCAUUCGAUACCAAUAUUGACGAGAAGCGACUGCUCCGCAAGAUUGACAUCCAUCUCUUGCCUGCAGUUGCCGUACUGUACCUCCUCUCUUUUCUCGACCGCAGCAAUGUUGGCAAUGCGAGGCUCGAGGGUCUCACUACUGAUCUAGGCAUGACUGGAAAUCAAUACCUUACAUCUCUUACACUUUACUUCAUCGGUUAUGUUGUCUUUGAAAUCCCCUGCAAUAUCAUCCUGAAACGAACUACGCCCAAAUUCUGGCUCCCUACGUUGACACUCCUGUGGGGGGUCGUGGCCACGCUCAUGGGCAUCACGCAGAACCUCAAGGGCUUCUUCGCCGUGCGCUUCUUUCUCGGUGUCGCCGAAUCAGGCCUUUUUCCAGGCGUCGUGUACUACUUCAGCAUGUGGUUCAAGCGCAACGAGCGCCAGUACCGUGUAGCACUUUUCUUCAGCAUGGCCAGUCUGGCAGGUGCCUUUGGCGGCAUCCUGGCCUACGGAAUCGGCUUCAUGCGCGGCGUAGGUGGGCUUGCCGGCUGGCGCUGGAUCUUCAUCCUCGAAGGCCUCCUGACUGUCGUCGUCGCCUCGUUUGCAUAUCUCUUCGUCAGCAACUAUCCAGGUACGAGUGACUUUCUAACACCCGCCGAACGAACAUUUGUCGUCCAGCGUCUACGAGAGGACAGUGAUGCUACAGAAGACGAGGCGUUCGACUGGGCCAGCGUGCGCAACGCCCUACGCGAUCCAAAGUGCUGGCUCUACGGCCUAGUCUUCCACACCCUCAGCCUCCCGCUAUACACCCUCUCUCUCUUCCUACCCAGCAUCAUCACCGCCCUCGGCUACACCGCCGCCACAGCCCAACUCCUCACCGUACCCCCCUACGCCCUCGCCACCAUCCUCACCCUCCUCCUCGCCAUCCUCUCCGAACGCCUUCAAACCCGCGCCGUCUUCAUAAUCUGCACCUCCUCUCUCGGCGCCCUCGGCUACAUCCUCCUCCUCGCGAACCCAGACCCACGCCACCGGCCCGCGCUCUCAUACGCAGGCACCUUCCUCGCCGCCGCAGGCAUAUACCCGUCCGUGGCGCUGGGCCUCUCGUGGCCUGCCCUCAACGUCAGCGGGCAGACGAAGCGCGCCACGGCGACGGCCAUGCAGAUCAGCAUUGGCAAUUUGGGCGCUGUGCUGGGUACGCAGCUGUAUCGCCCCGCGACUAUGCCGCGGUAUCUGCUCGGACACGGAUUUGCGCUCGGGUAUCUGGUGGCGAAUGUCGUGGUUGUGGCUGUGUUGAGGAGCGUGUUGGUGCGUGAGAAUGCGCGGAAGGAGAGGUUGGCGGCGGCAGAUGGGGCGGGGGAUGCUGAUGUGAAUAGGGGCGAGGUCGAGGGCCGAAGAAAGAUUGAGGGCGACGAGAGGGUGGAGUGGAGGUUUAGUUAUUGA